AUGUCUCCCGAUCCCAAUGACCGCUUCGACCGCGAAGACGCCCCGUUCCUCUCCGCCGACAGCCCCGACCACAGCCAUGCAAAGCGACGUCCUGGGAAUCACGAAGUCCACGAUGCCUCCGUACAGAAGAUCCGGUUUCGCCUGAUGGUGACCUUGUUCGCCAUUGUGCUGGCGGUUGAGAUGGGCUUCAUCAUGUUCAGCGGUCCCCUGAUUCGCAUCUACGAGUCCGUCACUUGCCGGAAACAUUAUCGCGAAUACGACCCCAGCCAGAUCGGGGCAGAUGGGAAUGUGGACGAGAAGCUGUGCAAGAUCAAUGAGGUGCAGACCGAGUUGGCGGCCAUACAGGGAUAUAUGGAGUUCUUCGAUGGUCUAAUUUGUGCUUUAAUGGCCAUCCCGUACGGUCUGCUGGCAGAUCGAAAGGGCCGGAAGCCUGUCAUCUGUCUCUGUAUCCCCGCUUAUGCAAUCAACAUCUCCAUCGUCCUCCUUGUUUUGUGGUUUUCGGAUACUCUUCCUUUGCGAACUGUGUGGUUGGGCUCUUUGGCUUGGUUUUUUAGUGGCGGCCAUGUGGUGACCUUUGCUGUCGUUUGGACUAUGAUGGCCGAUGUCACCACGGAAGAUGAGAGAGCUACGAUAUUUUUCAGAUUCGGCGUGGCCAGCAUGGCGGCGGACUUUAUCUCCAGUGCAAUCAGUUCCUGGUUGAUGGCGAUGAAUCCUUGGAUUCCCCUGUUAAUCGGGAUGAGCAUGGCCGCUGUGGGCUUUUUGACUACUUUGACUCUGCCGGAGACAAAGCAUGCUUUCAAACCUCGUGCGCCAGAACCAGAAUCACCUAUCGAACUCUCCCGCAUGAGCUCCGAUGAAGACGGGGAGCUUCACCGUCGCAAGAGCCAUGACUACGAGGACGAUUACAAUGCCACGGUUGACGAAGUGCCAGAAACCAAACCCACCACCAAACAGCCACCCCCUCCUACACUCCGGGCCCGUCUCCGCAUGUAUCUGUCUCCUUACGUAUUCAUCUUUCGCAACCGGCAGAUUCUUCUUCUACUCGUGGCAUUCUUGGUCUACCGUCUUAGUCGUGGUUCUUCCUGGUUCUUGGUUCAGUACAUCUCUCUCCGAUACAAGUGGACAUUGGCCAGAGCCAACUUUCUCGUCUCCUUCAAACCUGCCUUGUCCAUUCCGCUCUUUCUCUUUGGCAUUCCAGCCCUUAAGAAGCACUUUUUCCGGUCUCUGACUGCCAAGGAGAAAGACCUUCGACUUGCUCGCUUGAGCAUCGUUUGCCUUGCAAUAGGCACACUGGGAAUUGGGAUCUCCCCGAACAUCGAAAUGCUGAUCCCCAGUCUGAUGACACAAACAACGGGUUCUGGGUUCACCUUCCUAACCCGAUCAUUAAUCACCACCUUGGUGAAGAGAGAGGAAACGGCCAGAUUAUUCACAGUAAUCGAGAUCCUGCAGUCAGUCGGUAACGUCAUUGCCAGCUUGUCCAUCACCACUGUAUUCCAGCUGGGUCUCAAGAUUGGAGGCUUUUGGACAGGAUUGGCUUGGAUGAUGACGAGCACGGCCUUUUGUGGAGUUGGGCUCUCGAUAUGGUCGUUUAGGAUUCCUCCAACGGUGAUAGUGGAGGACUACGAUGCUGCUCGGGUACAUACUUCAUAG
Messenger RNA from Aspergillus wentii DTO 134E9, 1650 nucleotides. Its product is annotated as putative MFS transporter. Bases 1 to 1650 code for a protein of 549 amino acids. Lineage: Eukaryota; Fungi; Ascomycota; Eurotiomycetes; Eurotiales; Aspergillaceae. The record is from RefSeq and is a predicted model, not a curated record. Gene Ontology annotation, cellular component: membrane. Gene Ontology annotation, biological process: transmembrane transport. Gene Ontology annotation, molecular function: transmembrane transporter activity. The transcript has 2 exons.